AUGGACGACGUUGAUACCAUCCUCAAGAUCCUGCGGAGCGAGGACGGGGAGCUUGAUCUGCCGCCGGACUUGGUUGUCAAUGCAGUUAGCUCCAUGAGCGAAAACAUAUACACACAUUGGGGGCAACUCAAUGAGAUCUUGGUGCGACAUGAAGACACCAUCCGAGCUCGAUGGAAGAAGAAGUCGCAGGCAAAGCGUCGGGAGCUACUCUGUGUGGUGCAGCCUGAUAUUCCUCACCUGCACCGACCGGAUUGCGAAGAGCCUCCUCAUUACUGCGCUGACUGCGCAUGCAAAGAAGCGGAUAAGCCGAUACCUGGAAGCGACCUCUGGCCCUAUAUCAACCUAGAGGAUCUGUCGGAUGCGAAGUCACUACUCGUCUUCGUAAACGCGCGCGGCCGCAAUUGUCCUGGAACGUUUGCUCCAUCCGAACCUAAUUUCUCCGCGCUGGGCAUACGCCAUACGACCGGGGACCGCUACGCGCACGUCAAGAUUCUUAUUGGGGAUCAGCGUGAAGGUGAUGAAGAAAUAGAAGAAGAGUGGGCGUAUGGUCGUGUGGUCGGCUUUGAAUGCGAACCGCAACUCAAGAGCCAGGAUGACGAGGAAGAGCAGAUUGAAUAUGAGAUAGGAUUAGGGCUACAGAUUCUUCGCAUCCAAGAGGGUAUCUUGAGGUUUCUUGUCGGCUGCUGCGAAAAUAUCAUGCAUGAGAUCACACCAGAUUCUCUGUGCAGCGAUCUCUUCCCCAUCAAGCCUAUGCCACCGAGCUUAUCCGGCCAAGAAGAGAUGAUUAGCAGCUUCGCCGAUGCAUCUCGCAAGGCACCGUAUACUGCGAGAGCUGCACCAGACUUCGCACGAAUUCGAUAUCUAGUUUCGACAGUACUAGAGAAUGCCAAAGACCACGCUUGGGCUUUACGGGAGGACCCUGCGUACUUCGCAGAAUAUGUCCAAGCUUAUGCGGACCAUCGCCACGAGAACGUCCUGAAUGAUAAGGGGCAGCCAUGCUCGAUGCUGGGAAGCAGAAAAUUCUAUAGCAGUAUCCUUCGUGAAAUCUUGGUAAAGGCAUACGCUGGUCUCAUCUUCUGGGAUCAGAUACAUCAAGAGCUCGUCAAGCUGGAAGCUCUUCAUGAAUGUGUCGUUAAUGGGCCAGCGACAUCGGAGCUCAUUGAGCGGUAUUGGGACGCAGUGGGGAUUGUGUACUACAUGUUGCGUACAAGAAAGGAUUCAGCGAAGAGACAUCUGCGGAACAUAUGCCUCGGCGCACCUCAAUUACGCCAUCUUCGGGUCAGCGUGCCCAAGCCUGGACGACCUGACUAUACCGUUCAAACCAAGGAGACCGACGAUGAAAUUGGAAGGCGUACACAAGUACUACUGACAUCUCUCUCCGUUGAGUACGACGAAGCCGACAAACUCCAUUUUCUUUUGGAUUUUCUCGAGACACACUGUCAACGCGAACCAUCAGCAAGGCAAAAGCUUUCACCUAUGAUAGAAGUCACUCUCAAUGAGCUGUCUAUCAGUGUCGAAUGUCUUCAUCAGUUGCGAAUCUCUUCCUGCUAUGACUUCCUGGGUAACAUGUUCAGCCAUUUGGAUAAGAAACCGCUGUUGCCUGGGAUGUUGGAAGACUUCUGCAAGGGUCUCGAAGCCUGGCGUGGAACAAUGUCGAGUUGUUGCGAAGGGAUCAUCGCGCCAAAUCUCGGUGAUCCGACGGAUGGAAAGUUCAAUUACCCUAGUGAAGAUGCCCACUCCAAACAGACCGUUGAUGCACGUCGCAAAGCCGAACGCAAUCUAGACAGGUUUUGGAGGUACGUAGAUAACUCGUUUCGCAAGCUCACGGGCUGUUCGCAGCAUGACACCAUACGUCGGCUUUUCGAAGAGGGCGGUCCAAUGCGCAGAACAGCUCAGUGGCACGACCCCGAAGAUCUUGGCACAACUUCGAUACCCGUUGUAUAUGAGUACAUUCCGGUAUUCGAAUCAUUCCACGAUUCAACCCAGGAGAUCACUGGCAACUUCAAUCGACUAGCGUUGGCUAGUAAGUCUAAAUCGAAGACGCAUGGCGCGAUGGCACUCGUGAUCAGCGAUGUCGACCAACACCCGAAGGAUCAACCGACGCUUGUGUCGAAACCGUUAUAUCACGUUGGAAAGGAUGCCUACGCUGUUCUUAAGGCGUUGUUUUACAUGCCGAACGAUAAUGAAACUCCAGGCAAAAUACGCUGGGACCAGGUUGUGGCUACACUCACCAAGCUGGGAUUUGCUGUCGAGAAGCUGCAUGGAUCAGCAUGGCAGUUCACACCAAAGAAGCUGGACUUGCCACGCGGCAUCCAGUUCCAUGAGCCACACCCCGGCGGCGAGGUGCCGUUAACGUUGGCCAGGCAGUAUGGCCGUCGACUCGCUCGUGCGUACGGAUGGGAGGGAAAGAUGUUCAAACAGAAGUGA
Messenger RNA from Alternaria metachromatica, 2427 nucleotides. RefSeq lists its product as uncharacterized. Lineage: Eukaryota; Fungi; Ascomycota; Dothideomycetes; Pleosporales; Pleosporaceae. Bases 1 to 2427 code for a protein of 808 amino acids. The record is from RefSeq and is a predicted model, not a curated record. The transcript has a single exon.